Cordyceps fumosorosea ARSEF 2679 is the source of this 726-nucleotide messenger RNA. RefSeq lists its product as hypothetical. Bases 1 to 726 code for a protein of 241 amino acids. The transcript has a single exon. The record is from RefSeq and is a predicted model, not a curated record. Gene Ontology annotation, cellular component: nucleus. Lineage: Eukaryota; Fungi; Ascomycota; Sordariomycetes; Hypocreales; Cordycipitaceae.
AUGUCGGACAAGUCCUCCGAGGGUGACCAGGGAAGUGUUGGGGAGAAGCCAAAUGAAACGGCCAAAUUCGAGUCGAAAUCGCCAGAUCCUGUCAUUAACGAGGAGGACGAAUACUCGGAUGUAAUUGACGAGCCGCCGGCCAGGAAGCGCAGAAAGACGACGAAGAAGGAGCCUGGUAAAAAGGCCCCCAAGGCCUCUAAGCCGUCCAAAUCCGCGGCAGAAGCCUCCGACCCCCUAGAAGCCGAAGUCAAGAAGCUGCAGGGCCAGCUCAAAAAGUGCGGCGUGCGCAAACUCUGGCACCAUGAACUCAAGGAUUGCGACGACGCGCGGGACAAGAUCCGGCACCUCAAGAAGAUGCUCGCCGACGUCGGCAUGGAGGGCCGCUUCUCCGAAGCCAAAGCGCGGGAGAUCAAGGAGACGCGCGAGCUCCUAGCCGACGCGGAGGCGGCGCAGGAGAUGAACCGCCUCUGGGGCUCGGACAAGGGCGGGCGGGCAAGCCGCAACAAGAGUCGCGGCGUGAAGGUGGCCGAGAGCGACAGCAGCGAUGCGAAGGCGGGUAGCAGCCACCACAAUAGCGACGAUGACGAUGACGACGGGCAGGAGGAGACGCACAAAGGUGCCGGUGAGGGGGACGAGGACGAGGACGUGAGCUUUGCCGCUAGGCGGCGCAGAGCGCAUGCGGAUCUGGCUUUCCUGGGCGACGACAGCGAUUCUGAUUCUGGUUAA